This is a messenger RNA of Pocillopora damicornis (cauliflower coral), 1499 nucleotides long. RefSeq lists its product as uncharacterized. The record is from RefSeq and is a predicted model, not a curated record. Lineage: Eukaryota; Metazoa; Cnidaria; Anthozoa; Scleractinia; Pocilloporidae.
AAUUAUUUGGAUGCACCAAAGGUUUCUCCGUCCCAAAACCGCCACAGUGCAUGAAUGCCUUGGGCAUGGAAAACGGUAAUAUACCUGACUCCGCUAUCUCUGCAUUUAGCUCAUCCAACGCUAACAGCCAUGCCCCUUCCGUUGGCCGACUUCAUUUUCUUAUGUCUGGCAGUGGAAAAUAUGGCAGCUGGGCUGCUGGAGCAAACAAUUUAAUGCAAUGGUUUCGGGUUGAUUUUGGCCGUUGGACAAAAGUUACAGCUGUCGCCACACAAGGGAGACAGGACUCCAAUCAAUGGGUUAAAAAGUACAGCCUUUCGUACAGCUAUAAUGAAGUGUUUUGGGCAACGGUUAAAAACGAACAAGGCUCAAAACAGGUCUUCAAUGGCAACUCCGACCGAUACACGGUUGUGAGGAACUUGCUGGACCGACCAGUUGUAACUCGGUACAUCCAGAUUCAUCCUGAAGAGUGGUAUGGACAUGUGUCCAUGAGAACGGAAUUUUACGGUUGCAUUGAAGGCGUCGAAGCUCCUAAGAUAGAAUGUUUUUCGGCUCUGGGAAUGGAAAACGGCGCGAUUCCAGAUUCGGCCAUCGUAGCAUCAUCGCGUUACAACCAAUGGUGGGGACCUGAACGCGGAAGAAUGAACGAGAAGAAAGAAGGUAGCUUUAAUGGAGGCUGGACUUCCCAAUACCGGGACGAUAAGCAGUUCCUGCAGAUUGACCUGCAAAAAGUGACCAACGUGACCGGGAUCGCUACACAAGGGCGCUAUGACGCAGGCUGGUGGUCAAAGACCUAUACCUUGGAAUACAGUGUUCAUGGGGAAGCUUUUGUACCAUACAUUAGUGGGAAUGAGGUUUUCCACGGCAAUUACGACUACAAAACUGCCGUUGGCCGGAUUAUUGACCCACCCAUCAUGGCUCGCUACAUCAAAAUCAACGUCAAAACAUAUCAAGGAUAUCCCUCGCUGAGGGUGGAGUUAUAUGGGUGCUCUGUCGAUGGUGAUUCAGUCCCAAAAGCGCCACAAUGCAUGGAGGCCUUGGGUAUGGAAAGCGGUGAGAUACCCGACUCUGCUAUCUCUGCAUCAUCCUCAGCCAACGUUAACAGUCAUGCCCCUUCCGUUGGCCGCCUUCAUUUUCUUAUGGCUGGCAGUGGAAAAUAUGGCAGCUGGGCGUCCGGAACCAACAAUCUGUUGCAAUGGUUACAGGUUGAUUUUGGAGACUGGAGAAAAAUUACGGCUGUUGCUACACAGGGAAGACAGGACUCUAAUCAGUGGGUUAAAUUGUACAGCCUUUCUUUCAGCUAUGAUUCUGUGUUUUGGGAAGUUGUAAACAACGAGCAUGCUUCAAAACAGAUUUUUAAAGGGAACUUUGAUCGAUACACAGUGGUAAGAAACACCUUGUACAAACCAGUUAUAACCCGAUAUAUUCGAAUUCAUCCUGAAGAAUGGAAUGGACACAUCUCAAUGAGAACAGAGUUUUAUGGCUGCAGUAAAGGUAAAUGA